Caenorhabditis briggsae is the source of this 270-nucleotide messenger RNA. Bases 1 to 270 code for a protein of 89 amino acids. NCBI's taxonomy places the organism in Eukaryota, Metazoa, Nematoda, Chromadorea, Rhabditida, Rhabditidae. The transcript has a single exon. The record is from RefSeq and is a predicted model, not a curated record.
AUGGAGUCGAAUCUUGACGUUGGGAGUUGUCUGCUCGACGAGUGUUCCAGUGCCGGAUCCUUCCGAAAACUUUCGGCACUAUCCGCAACAUCAAGUCUACACGCGCCCUCAGAAUCAUCGAUGAGUCGAAAACGAAGUAUUAGAGAACGUAUGGCCGAGCUGGCUGAUAGUAGGAGAAAUCCCAAAAAGCCAACACCACCAAGCAUAUUUGAAGCAGCACAGUUGAUUGGCAAAUUUUCAGGCCAACGCAUAGAUUUAUUAUCAGGUUAG